This is a messenger RNA of Rhodamnia argentea, 12160 nucleotides long. Its product is annotated as chromatin structure-remodeling complex protein SYD. NCBI's taxonomy places the organism in Eukaryota, Viridiplantae, Streptophyta, Magnoliopsida, Myrtales, Myrtaceae. The record is from RefSeq and is a predicted model, not a curated record. Bases 336 to 11960 code for a protein of 3874 amino acids. Gene Ontology annotation, biological process: positive regulation of transcription by RNA polymerase II. Gene Ontology annotation, cellular component: nucleus. Gene Ontology annotation, molecular function: ATP-dependent chromatin remodeler activity; histone binding; ATP binding. The transcript has 35 exons.
CCUCCCCGAUCAGCUCAGAACCAGAGAGCAACAGAGAGAGCAGGGAAGAAAUCGGAGAAGCAGGAGAAAUCCGCCCGACUCUAGGUCUCAGAAUCGAUCGGCGAAAUGAGGAGCAGGAGCGGGAAGGGGUGACCCCGCCGGGCCAGCACCGACGAUUUCGAGGCCGGCCGGCCGCCGCGUUCGCCGGCGACCACCAACAGCGGCGUUGCCCUCUUCCGGCGCCUUCGAGGCCACCUACCUCGGGUAACCGCGGUGCAGAGGCUGGCUGACCUCGCUGAGGUCGGUCGUGUCAGGAUUUUCUUCAUUCUGGGGUUUGCAUAGUGUGAUCGGACCGAAUGGCGGCGCCUUCGUCGUCGCACCAUGUCGAGUUGGAGGCGGCCAAGUUCCUGCAGAAGCUCAUUCAAGAAUCCAAAGACGAGCCUGCCAAGCUGGCUACGAAACUCUUUGUGAUAUUGCAACACAUGAAGUCGAGCGGGAAAGAACACUCGAUGCCGUAUCAAGUAAUAUCAAGGGCUAUGGAGACUGUGAUUAAUCAACAUGGUCUCGAUAUUGAGGCCUUGAAGUCUUCACGCCUUCCUUUAUCGGGGGGAAGUCAAACAGGAGAAGCUGCCGCACCUACACAUGCUGGAUCUUCACAAGCGGCCCUCCCUACCACAGCAGGCCUGGCUGAAAAUGAGAUGUCUAAGAGCGAUCCAUUUUCUUCAAAUAGGCAACCAGUUGGUCCAAACGUUGGACCUGUUUAUUUUCACGAAUCCGCAGCGCAUAGAAGUGGUCAUUCACUCGAAAAUGAAGGUUUAUCCAGUUUUGACCCAAGGUCUGCUGGUUUACAGUCACAGGAAAGGCAUGAUCAGGCAAGUUGGGGAAGACAGCCGGAGGGUAGAAAGCUCGACACUAAGAGAAAAAGAGGAGACUCAUCAGGUGCUGAAUCAAAUGCCGAGAAUUUCCAGAAAGUCGAUUCCUCUAAUUCUUUGGUCCAUCAGAGGAAGGGAAAAAUGAACAAGGUUGAACCACUGGGGAGUUCAAUAGUUGGAGUUUCAAGAUCCAGGCUGGAAGAUCAAAUGCAGGCGGGUGGUUCUUCACAUGGUUUUGCUCAUAAGAUGCAUGGUGAAAGAAGCAUGGAAGUCCUUCCUGUUGCAAGUUCUACCGAGAUUGAGCAGAGCAUGAGCAAAAGUGCCUCCCAAUUCAUAUCCUCUGCUCGAAGGGACGACGUUUCUACUGCUGUUGGCUCUGGAAGUCUGUUGGAACAUGAUAGAGGAAAGUCAAGCUUUCUAGACCAUGCAAGAAGGAACAUUCAGGAUCCUGGGCAGAAUAGUGUCUCCGAAGCGAUGUUGCCUAGAAGUUCGACUUUCAAAGAGACAGGGAAACGCCUUUCUGUCCCUGGCAUGCUGUUUAAGGAACAACAGUUAAAACAACUCAGAGCUCAGUGCCUCGUUUUCUUAGCCUUCAGGAAUGGUAUGGCACCAAAGCCUUUGCACCUGGACAUAGCUCUUGGAAAUAUGUAUCAAAAAGAAGGUGGCUCUAUGGAUGGACAUCGACCUGAGCUAGUUGCUUCUAAAGAAGUUGCACAAUUGUCUAAUGAGCCCUCAAAAGUUCCUAAUCUGGCAAAUCCACUUGGUAGACUGAAUAAGGUCGGGGAAACUGAGAGAAACUACCCAGCUUCAGCAGCUGGAAAUCUAUUGGGUUCCAAUUUUUCGAAAGAAGCCAACCAGCCAAAGCUGUUGGAGAUUAGUGGCAAAUCAUCUUUAGACCAUAACGCUCAUGAAGAAGAAAGGAGACGCCUUAUAGCUAAUAAAAAUCUGGAGUCUGAGAUGCAAAAUCAAAGUGACUCACAGUUUCGUGGUGAUACCCGCCAGCCAAUAGUAUCAAGUGCUAUGGAGUUGGGAGUUGGCGGUCAGGUCGGAAAUGUCGAGAAGGAUAGAAGAGCUUUUAUCGAUGAACAUCACAAUGGAAUUCUGAUGGAUGCUGAAAAUGGGAUGCCAAGAAGUGUAUCUCGUGAAGUGCCAGCAGUGGGAGCAGAAGAGGAAGAAGAAGAUAACUCACCCUCUUGUGGGCUGCCACCUCCAAAGCACACCAUGUUGGAGAAGUGGAUUAUGCAUCAGCAGAGAAUAAAAUUCUCUGAUGAGCAGAACUGGUCUCAAAAGCGGCAGAAAGCUCGGCAAAGAAUUGCCACGUCCUUUGAGAGGUUAAAGAAAUCUGUGAGCUCUUCUGAGGAUUUGUCCACAAAAACCAAAAGUGUCAUUGAAUUGAAAAAGCUGCAGCUAUUGGCGCUUCAACACCGUCUGCGGAGUGAUUUUAUGAAUGAUUUCUUUAAACCAGUAGUGGCUGAAAUGGAUCACUUGCGAUUAUUCAAGAAACAUAAACAUGGUCGCAGGACAAGACAGAUAGAAAGAUAUGAACAGAAAAUGAAGGAAGAACGUCAAAAGAGAAUUCGUGAGCGGCAGAAGGAGUUCUUUGGUGAUCUAGAAGUUCACAAAGAACGACUCGAUGAUGUGUUUAAGAUUAAGAGAGAACGAUUGAGGGGUUUUAACAAGUAUGUGAAGGAAUUUCACAAAAGGAAAGAAAGAAUACAUCGUGAGAAGAAUGACAGAAUCCAGCGUGAGAAGCUCACUCUACUUAAGAUCAAUGAUGUUGAGGGGUACCUGCGCAUGGUACAGGAUACGAAAUCAGAUCGUGUUAAGCAGUUGCUCAAAGAAACUGAGAAGUAUCUUCAGAAGCUUGGUUCCAAGCUACAAGAGGCGAAGGCAGUGGCAAAACGCUGUGACAAUGAUAUUGAUGAAGAACAAUCUUUAAAUGUAUUGGACAAGAGUGAAUCUAUUUUUGAGAAUGAAGAUGAUUGUGACCAGGCAAAGCACUAUAAAGAGAGCAAUGAAAAAUACUACAUGAUGGCUCACAGCAUAAAAGAGAGUAUAGCAGAGCAGCCAACCACUCUAAAAGGUGGAAAGUUGAGGGAGUACCAAUUAAAUGGUCUAAGAUGGUUGGUCUCUCUGUACAACAAUCAUUUAAAUGGAAUACUUGCCGAUGAAAUGGGCCUUGGUAAAACUGUUCAGGUUAUUUCCUUAAUUUGUUAUCUGAUGGAGGCAAAAAAUGACCAAGGGCCUUUUCUAGUUGUUGUACCUUCUUCGGUUUUACCCGGCUGGGAGUCUGAAAUCAAGUUCUGGGCCCCUGGCGUGCUUCAAAUAGUCUAUGCUGGUUCUCCAGAAGAAAGACGUAGAUUAUUCAAGGAAAAAAUUGUUCAUCAGAAGUUCAAUGUCCUUCUGACAACAUAUGAGUAUCUUAUGAACAAGCAUGACAGACCGAAAUUAUGCAAAAUACACUGGCGCUACCUUAUCAUUGAUGAAGGUCACAGAAUUAAGAAUGCUUCUUGCAAGUUGAAUGCUGAGUUGAAACACUAUCAGAGCUCCCACAGAUUGCUUUUGACUGGGACACCAUUACAGAACAACCUUGAGGAGCUGUGGGCGCUACUUAACUUCUUAUUGCCAAAUAUUUUCAACUCAUCAGAGGAUUUUUCUCAGUGGUUCAACAAACCAUUUGAGAGCAAUGGUGAUAAUUCACCAGAUGAAGCACUGUUGUCUGAGGAGGAGAAUCUUUUGAUUAUCAACCGGCUUCACCAAGUUCUUCGACCAUUUGUGCUUCGAAGGCUGAAACACAAGGUUGAAAAUCAGCUUCCCGAAAAGAUUGAAAGGCUAAUAAGAUGUGAAGCCUCUGCAUAUCAAAAGCUGCUGAUGAAGAGAGUGGAACAGAAUCUGGGGUCUCUGGGGAAUUUUAAGGCACGGGCAGUGCAGAACUCUGUAAUUGAGCUUAGGAAUAUAUGCAAUCAUCCUUAUAUCAGUCAGCUUCAUGCAGAUGAGGUUGAUAGUUUAAUCCCCAGGCAUUAUCUGCCUCCAAUCAUCAGACUCUGCGGGAAGCUAGAGAUGCUAGAUCGUUUGCUGCCGAAACUGAAAGCUACGGAUCAUCGUGUUCUGUUCUUUUCCACAAUGACGAGGUUGCUUGAUGUAAUGGAGGAAUAUCUCGGCAUGAAACAGUAUCGCUAUCUUCGUUUGGAUGGGCACACAUCUGGGGGCGACCGUGGUGCUCUUAUUGACUUAUUCAACAAGCCUAAUUCUCCCUUUUUUAUAUUUUUACUGAGCAUCCGUGCUGGUGGUGUUGGAGUAAACCUUCAGGCAGCUGAUACUGUAAUCAUAUUUGACACUGACUGGAAUCCACAGGUCGAUCUCCAGGCACAGGCUAGAGCACAUAGGAUUGGCCAGAAAAAGGAUGUACUGGUUCUUCGAUUUGAAACGGUUCAAACUGUAGAAGAACAAGUGAGAAAAUCAGCGGAGCACAAGCUUGGAGUUGCCAAUCAGAGUAUUACUGCUGGCUUUUUUGAUAAUGACACCAGUCCAGAGGAUCGAAGAGAAUACCUAGAGUCUCUGCUUAGAGAGUGCAAGAAAGAGGAAGCUGCUCCUGUCCUAGAUGAUGAUCGUCUAAAUGACAUUUUAGCCCGCAGCGAGCCAGAGAUUGAUGUGUUCGAGUCAAUUGACAAACAAAGACAUGAAGAGGAGAUGGCCACAUGGGCAAAAUUGGUACAUGGACGGGAGAAAGAUGAUUCGAAACCUCUACCUCCAUUGCCUCCUCGCCUAUUGACUGAUGAUGAGUUGAAAGAAUUUUAUGAAGCAAUGAAGGUGUAUGAAGUAUCAAACAGCGGGAUGACGUCGACAAAUGGUGUGAAGCGGAAAUCUGGGUAUGCAGGCAGCCUUGAUACUGAACAAUAUGGACGGGGCAAGCGUGCAAGAGAGGUGAGGUCAUACGAAGAGCAAAUGACUGAAGAGGAAUUUGAGAAAAUGUGUCAAGUCGAAUCUCCUGGAUCUCCUAAGUUGAAGGAUGAAGAUGUAAAAACAAACUUACCUGUAGAGCCCAAAGGGCAGGCCGUUGUUACACAGCCUUCGGCUCCACUUCCUCUGCCUGUGGCUCCACUUCCUCUGCCUGCAUCAUCUCCUUCUAUACAGCCAUCACCCGUGAGCGCAAAGAAUGAGGUAACACCUCCAGCUAAACGAGGACGAGGAAGACCAAAACGAGUGGUUGCACAUAGUUCUCCAACAGUACCUGUUGUUAUAGCCCCUACUGAAGCUGUUAAACUUCAUGGAGACUCACAAGGAGUUCUUUCUACCCACCCAGCUUCCUCCGGUCUUGAGCAAUCUCAGGUAUCAACUCCUUUGAAAACUGAUGUCAUGGUCAUGCCUCAAUCUGCUGGCGGAUUCACACCUACAUCCCAGGCAAGUCCUUUUCCUCCUACUGUUGGUCCUCAAACUACCCCUGGAAGUCAUUCUGUUCCGCCAGAGGCAAAAGAACCCGGACGGAAGGCUCCAGGUCGAGCGGAAGCACCAAGAGGCAGGGGAAGAAAAAGGGCUGUGGUGGGUCACGCAGCUUCGGAUCACUUACCUAUUCUGGAUCCAACAACAAAGGAGCAAUUUCCGAGUAAAUCUGCUGAUUCAACAAUGAUUAAGACCAUUACUCCCAGUGAAGGUGCUUCCAUUUCUCCUGCAACCCAAGGUCCUCAAUCUACUUCUGCAGCAUUAGUUGGAGUAGAUUCGAGUGGGACAUCGAUUCCUGUUGUAGGAAGUGCUUUGAACUCCAUGCAGCCAUCAGGCCCUUCACCUCUGUCUUCUACUGUCGUAGGUUCUCCAUUGAUGAGUUCUAGCCCUUCCACAGUUUUGGAGAUUAGAGGGGAUAGUCAAAAAAGUCAAAGUGGUGGUGAAGCACCAAGGCGUGGGCGAAGGAGAAAGACUCCCACAUCUCACACUUUAUCUGAUGGCCCUAUUGGUCAGGAUGUGAAAUUGAAUUCAAAAGCAGACCAAACUGGCAAAUUAAGUGUUAAUGAGAUGAAUAAGCUAGAGGUCUUUAGUAUUGAAAUCGGUAAUGUUGGGACUGCAAGAGCUGGUGAGCUCUGUACACCAACAGGUGGAUCUGUUCUGGACACGAAAAAUUCAGACUCUGUUCAAAGCAAGCAGUCAGUGGGCUCAUCAGCAGCUCAAGGUGGUGGCCAUGAUGUCUCAAGUUCCUUAGGUCAAAUUCAAAGUGCUACUUCAGCUGAUGUGGCAUCUGCAUCUUCAAAAAGUGGCGGGCCACCAGGAAGUGCAGGUGGAAGUCCAUUGCCUUUCCCUGUACUAACAAGUACUCUUUUGGAAGGAGCACACGUGGCUUUGUCAACAUCUAAGUCUGCAGCAUCCAUUAGCCUUGAUUGUUCUACACCUUCAGAAAGUAGCAGUAGAGCUGUGUACUCUCAAGACGGGAAAAAUGCUCAUGGCUUCGUUUCAGCCUCAACUUGUCCUCCUGGUUCUGUUCAAGUUACAAGGCAAACUCGUAAAAACCAGGGCAGAGCUGAGACACCCAGGCGGAGGGGCAGGAGGCCGGCUUCUGUUUUGACUCAGGUUCCAGAUGUCUCAUCAGGCAAACAAGAUGUUGAUGGUCAGCAGCUGAUAGAUGUUACCAAGGAUCCAAAGUCUACAUGCCCAACUGAUUCUCCUUCUAAAUUUAAAUCACCUGCCAACUCAACAGGAGGCCAGGACACUUCCUCCAGACCUCAGAGCCUCAAUUUUGGACAAAAGAACAAUGCUGAUGUCCGUUAUGUUGCUACUAUGAUGAAGGAAAUUUUGUCGGAAAACCGGUUGUCCAAAACUAAAAUUGGUGAACGGUUGCAUGGAGAGAGUUUGUGUACCUCAAUCUUGCAAAGUUCAGGUGAUGCUUCUGUUGAGGUGAACAAAGAGCAGAGUGUAAUGAACUCAACUUUUUCAGGUAGAUCAAUUGCAGAAAUGGAUACUCCUGGGGUUGAUCUUCAAACUCAGAGUAAUCAGCAUGAGUUUGAAGGUAGUGGAGCGGUAGAAGAGAAAAAGUUGCCAAUUGUUUCAAAACUUGUAGUCUGUGCCCUUGAAAGUAAGGUAGCCACUGGCUCUUUAGGCACUUUUGUCAAAGGGCAAGUUACUUCUGAAAGCUUGGAUGAAAUGCCUGCUGUUCCUCCUGGUUUUGAGAAAUUUGACAUUUCAGCAAGCAAAAUGAAGAUUGGUGGACAAAGUGAAGUUGUGUACGCACUUCCAUCAGUUGCAAGUGAGACCUCCCGUGAGGUGACUGUAAACCGAACUUCUGAAUAUGCGAAGGAGUCAGCUAUUUCAUCAAAAAAAGUAGCUACAGAUAGUGACAAGAACUCCUCUAUGAGAGAUGAUUCUGUUUCAAACGAGGCUCACGACUCAAGCUCUUGUAUCCGUGAACCUCCAUCCCUGACCACUGUUGGCUCUGCUGAAACAGGCACUGGUUUAACACUACCUGAUGGAGAGUAUUUCGUGAAGGAUGUUGCCACAGAAGUUAUACAUGCAGAUUUAAAUCUUGUAGAAGAAGACAAUGUUAAACAAUGUGCUUCUGACGAUGAGAAUAAACUGAAGACCAUUGAGAAAACCCCUGCAGAUGCAGUAGAAUCGACUGAAAAUUUUUGUCAGAGACAAGCUGCUUGUGGUUCGGACAAUGAGAAUAAAUUCAAGUCCAUGGAGAAAGCUCCUGCAGAUGCUAUAGAAUCGACUGAAAAUUUUUCUCGGAGACAAUCUGCUUCGGUUGAUGGUCACGCAUCCUGCAUGGGGGUGCCUUUGGCAUCUUUAGGCAAAGCAGGGCUGACAGUGACUGGCGUGAAUAGUUUUGGUUCUGAAGCAGAUAUCUCUUGUAGGGACUCCGGGAAGUCUUCUUUUAUUGAUGUUGCCAGUUCUAUUGGCCCCUCCUCAGAGACAACAAUUGGCAGUGAUUCAGGUGGUUGUGAAGUAGAGACAGCAAUCCUUGAGAGUCAAGGCCAUUCUGCUGUGCCUGAUCCUACUGCCUUACAGGAAAGCGAUGCUGAACGAAAAACUGAGCUUCCAUCAGAGGAGCACCUGAAUUCACCCCAUGGCAGCAGCCUCGAUGGCUUCGGAAGAUCAACGAAAAUUGAUGCUGUCAGUGAUUAUCAUGAAGUGGUUAGAUCUUCGCUUUCAGAGCAUUCAGUACAAUUGGUGCCCCCUGAGACUUAUUUGGUUGGUGAUGGCCGAAUAAAUGAUUCCCAGGCUGUUCGGGCUAGCUCAGGAAAUAUCUCAGAAAGUGCUCUCCCCUCGCUCUCUUUGAUGACAGAGGAAGGACAGAGCGUGAAUGCAUGUGAAAAAGUUCAUGUUGGAGGCUCUGAAGCAACCCAGGACAAGGAGACUGCUGUUUGUGAUGCUGUCCCUCAGGUUAGUGAAAUUGUCUCAGGAAGCGUGCCGAAGAACAUGGAUCUGAUGCUAGCUUUGGCGAUGAAAGGAGAUAAAACUGAAGCCCCCUCAGAGAAUGUUCCGAUGACCAGUGGAGUUGCUUUACUGGAAGCAAAAGUUGACGAAGCUCAGACUUCUGACAGAAUGGAAGUUUCUGAGAAUGCUGACAGGGUGUUAGGUAAUUUGUCAAGAAAUGCAGAUUUACCUUUAACAACCAAUGGAGAAAAUUCAGAAAGCUCAAUCCCCAUGGAUAUCGACAUUGGCAGCUCAGUUGUGAAAAUACAAAGAGAAGGGGAGGAGAAUGGUGCUGUAGAUAGAACCAACUUGCCUGUGGUCAACGGGGCUUUGCCUACAUGUAUAUUGGAAGAAACACAUCCCUCUUCAAAUAUCUGUGCAGGUGAAGGACCUAUAGGGGGCUCAAAUGUCAUGUCUUCGGCUGAUUUUGUUGAGACACUGGGUGGAGAAAAACUUGAAGCUGAGGCAGAUGCUUCUCUGGAAUUAGGGAAUGGUUCAGAGAAUCGAUUGGGAGAUGCAUGUCUGCCUUCAUCUUCCAUGGUAAUACAUGAAGGAAAAAGUGACAAUUCACCAGUCAAGGAAAUCAAUGAUGGUGAAAUUGCUUCACAAGGGAGUGAGAUUGUGCCUGAACUUGCAUCAAGAAGCAUGGAAUCUUCUCAAGUGAAUCAGCUCGAGCCCAGAUUGGUAUCUGAAAAACACAUUGCUUCCCCAGUGACAAACAUCGAGUUGUCUGAGAUGAAACCUGGAGUACAAGAAACUGAUAUUGGUGCUGGCAAGGAUAAUUCUCAGUUUGCUGAGGUUCUUCCUGAAGAUGCUUCCGACAGAAAUGAACCAUUACCAAUGCAAAGGACAAGUAUGGAAAAAAUUCAGGAUGACUAUGAGGAGGAAGCAGAUGAGAUUUGCGAUGGGAUUGAUGCUCCUCAUGUUGAUGGGAAUGUACCUGUAAACCUACAUGAGGGAAAAAGUGACAAUUCACCGGUCAAGUGUCCUGUUGAGAGUUCGGCAUCAUUUGAGAAAGUACAAGGGCCUAUCGAGGAAAUCAAUGAUGGGGAAAAUGCUUCACAAGGGAGUGAAAUUGUGCCUGACCUAGCAUCGGGAGACAAGGAAUCUUCUCAAGUAAAUCAGCUUGAGCCCGGAGUGGUAUCUGAAAGACUGGUUUUUUCCCCUGCGACAUACGUCGAGUUAUCUGAGAUAAAACCAGGAGGACAUGAAACUGAUAUUGGUGAUGGCAACGAUACUUCUCACAUUGCUGAGGUUCUUCCUGAAGAUGCUUCCGACAGAAAUGAACCAUUACCAAUGCAAAGGACAAGUGUAGAAAAGAUUCGGGAUGACUAUGAGGAGAAAUCAGAUGAGAUUUGUGAUGGGACUGGUGCUCCUUGUGUUGAUGGGAAUGAACCUGUAAACCUACCACAAAGGAUGGAAUGCUCUCAGGAAGAAUUAGUUGAGGACUCCUCCAAGAAGAGAGCCGACGAGUAUGAAAUUGUUGAUGUGAGAGAUCCUUCUCGGCUUGGGGUUGUACCUGAUGAUGGAUCUAAUGUGGAUCCUACUGAUGUUGCGACUGAACGUACAUCUGGAAGAAGUGAGCCUUUAUCUACCCAAAUUAUAGGCACAGAAAAUGUUCAGGACUCCUUCGAGCAGAAACCAGGACAUGGUACUUCAACUGAUGAUGGAAUAGAUAAUACUCCGGUGGGCGCAGUUGUGCAUGAAAAUCCAUUGGAAACCAUGGAUCCUCCUCAGGUAGUUGAGCUUGAGAAUGCCUUUGACAAAAAUGAACCUUUAUCUUUUCAAUUGACAGAAGAAGAAACUGUUCAGCCUUCCUUUGAGGAGAAACCAGCAGAGCAUGAAACUGCAAUUUGUGAGGGAAUGGAUGCUGCUAAGUUGGGUGGUUCUGUGCGUGAGUAUCCAUCUGAAAGCAUGGAUGUGGAUCCUGUGGAUACAUCUGAGAGAGAUGGACCACUGUCUUUCCAACUGCAAAACAAAGAGAAGAUUGAGGAUUCCUUGGAGGGGAAAGCUAAUGAAAUUGUACAAGGCGAUGGGGGCAUUGCUCUCCUAAUUGAGGAGGGGCCUGAAAAUAUAUCAGAAAGCAAGGACCCCUCUCAGGUUCCUGCAGUUACUUUGGAAGAUGUAUUAGAGGAAAAUUCCUCUUUGUCCUUGCCAACGGAAGAUGAGAAGGUUGAAAUCUCAUCAGAGAGAAAAGAGGAACGGCGUGAUACUGAAUUUGGCAAUGAGAUAGAUGCUUCUCCGGUUGGUGGGGCUGGGCUUGAAAUGGUGCCAAGUGUCGAUGAGUCUCAGUCUGCUAGUAUCGUACCUGAAGAUGUUUGCACUAUUGAUCAGUGCUCUCGCCAAGUGAAGAAUGAAGAGAAAGUUGAGGACCCUGCUGAGGUGAGACUGGAUACUGAAGUUGGUGACGGGAAGCAUACUUCUCCGAUGGGUGCGGCUGUGCUUGAAGAGGUACCCAGUGUUGAUGAAUCUCAGCCUGCUAGUAUUGAACCCGAAGAUGUUUCCACAAUUGAUCAGUCCUUUCUCCAAGGGAAGAAUCAAGAGAAAGUUGAGGACCCUGCCGAGGUGAGACUAGAUACUGAAGGUGGUGAUGGGAAGGACGCUUUUUUGGUUGGUGGGGCUGUGCUUGAAGAGGAGGCCAGUGUGGAUGAAUCUCAGCCUGCUAGUAUUGAACCCGAAGAUGUUUCCACAAUUGAUCAGCCCUCUCACCUAGGGAAGAAUCAAGAGAAAGUUGAGGACCUUGCCGAGGUGAGACUAGAUACUGAAGUUGGUAAUGGGAAGGACGCUUCGCCAGUUGGUGGGGCUGUGCUUGAAGAGGUGCCCAGUGUGGAUGAAUCUCAGCCUGCUAGUAUUGAACCCGAAGAUGUUUCCACAAUUGAUCAGUCCUCUCUCCAAGGGAAGAAUCAAGACAAAGUUGAGGACCCUGCCGAGGUAAGACUAGAUACUGAAGUUGGUAAUGAGAAGGACGCUUCUUCGGUUGGUGGGGCUGUGCUUGAAGAGGUGCCCAGUGUGGAUGAAUCUCAGUCUGCUAGUAUGGAACCUGAAGAUGUUUCCAUAAUAGAUCAGUCCUCUUUCCAAGGGAAGAAUCAAGAGAAAGUUGAGGACCCUGCCGAGGUGAGACUAGAUACUGAAGUUGGUGAUGGGAAGGAUGCUCUCUCGGUUGGUGCGGCUGUGCUUGAAGAGGUGCCCAAUGUGGUUGAAUCUCAGUCUGCUAGUGUUGCACCUGAAGAUGUUUCCACAAUUGAUCAGUCUCUCUUAGGGAAGAAUGAAGAGAAUCUUGAGGACCCCUCUGAGGUGAGAAUGGAAAUGUGUGGAGCUGAUGAUGGGGGGGAUCCUACUCAGCUUACUGGGGUUGCGCUGGCAAAUGUACAGACUGGAGGUCAGUCACAGGUUGCUGCAUCGUUGCCGGAAACCAAAAAUGCAUCUUUCCAGGUGGAUGGCGAAGAGAAAGUCGAGGAUUCGUCUUUGGAGAAGAUGGAAGCUCAUGAAGAUAUACUUGGUGAUGGAAUUGAUGCAGGUGGGAAUGCUCCUGGAAGUGCAUCAGAAAGGUUGGGUCAUUUUCAGGACGUUGGAACUCUGACUGAAGACUCGUCAGAAAAGAACCCACCUCCAUCUUCUGCCGAUGCAAACGAUGAGUCGGUAGAGAAAGUUGCCGAGGAAAUUCCAGUUUCUGAUGACACAGAAGGAAGUAGGAGUGAGCUGGAUACGUAGAGAUUGCUACGGAGAGUCCUUGUAAUUUAUUGUGUUAACUACAACGUCACCAAACAUUAGCUCAUACAAUGUGUUUUAGUAGCUUAGAAAAUCAUAUUGCUCUUGUACCAACCUGUCUUGCAGUCGAUGUAUAUGGAGAAUAGGGACACAUCUUUAUAUGUAAAUUGCAAAGGCUAGUGCCUGUUUCGGGGUUGCUGUCA